Messenger RNA from Pangasianodon hypophthalmus (striped catfish), 5550 nucleotides. It is a transcript of the gene adra2a, whose product is annotated as adrenoceptor alpha 2A. Gene Ontology annotation, biological process: adenylate cyclase-activating adrenergic receptor signaling pathway. The coding region runs from base 1508 to 2716 and encodes 402 amino acids. The record is from RefSeq and is a predicted model, not a curated record. The transcript is spliced from 2 exons. Lineage: Eukaryota; Metazoa; Chordata; Actinopteri; Siluriformes; Pangasiidae. Gene Ontology annotation, molecular function: adrenergic receptor activity. Gene Ontology annotation, cellular component: membrane.
AGACGGCGUGGAGACAGAGACAGAGACAGACGGGGUGGAGACAGAGGCAGAGACUGAAACAGUGACUGAUGGGGUGGAGACUAAAAAUAUUGGAGCUGGAAUUGUGCUGGUCUCUGACUCCUCCGUCCAUGGGAUCUGAUUGCUUAGGGGACAGUCUGAUCUCUGAAUGUGCAAUAAUCACUUAUCAGAUCAUUUUAGCAGUUCUGUCUCAUCCUGCUCACAGCUCUACAGCAUGCUGCUGGAGGACGCGUGCGUGUGUGUGUGUGUGUGUGUGUGUGUGUGUGAGAUGGAUAAGACAGGGGGGGAGUGCAGGGCUAAAUCUGUUUAAAUCCUUGUUAUAGUUAUUGUGCUUGCACUUGUUUGAAAGAAAAUGUUUUGUAUGAGCAUUCAGGAUGCAGGAGUGCUGUGGGUGUGAAGGGUGUGUAGUGUGUGAAGUGUGUGUGUGUGUGUGUGUGUGUGUGUGCUCAUGUUCCUGUGUGAGACGUGUAAUAUGAAGACUGACCAGCAGGCGUCGCUGUGUGCUCAAAGCACCAACAACCUGUUAUACCGAGUCUGCGCAGUGCGCAUGCGUGAAACUGAAACGAGAGAUGUGUUUGUUCUUUACACAUUAAAGCGCUGUAAAACAUCAGACAGCAAAAAGAUAAUGAUUUUUUAAUGUCUUUCUGUCAUUGAAAACGCGGAUAAUUUGCAUAUGCAUUAAGUUAGUAACAUUUACAGGGGAUGACAGUAUGUACAAACUAACUGCAAAAAAUAUAUAUAAGUGGGGUGUGUUCGGAAUUUAAAUUUAUUUAAAAAACAUUUCAUUCAUCAUCAUCAGCCUAUACAUGAAAUUAUUAUGUAUUUUUAUUUUUAUUUAACAAUGAAAACGCUGCAUGUACUUUUUGGCGUUUCCCUGCCCUGACCUGUGUCUGUUGCCAAGCAACAAACCCCGCCUUCCAGCGCUAUCAUUGGCUACAUGCAUCCCGCCUCCCUCGCUAGGAUUGGCGCACUGAAUGCGGAAUUAUACACUACUAACCAAUCGCGUGAGAGCAGGGCGGGAUUGCGAGAAUACGGGUAGGAAAGCAAGUAAAUAAAUAACGCACCCGUGGCUGGUUGCCGGGCGACGUCCAGCUUGGAGGCAGUGGGUUUUUCUGGAGAAGGAGGGAAAUGAAGGAAAUGAGGGGAAAUGAGGGAGUGGCAGAAAUCCGGAGAAAGAGGAGUAGAUGUGGCCACGAGCAUGCAGAGGAGCAGCAGAUAAAUGGGAUUAGAGUGAGCAGGAUUCAGGAGCCAAGGAAAUGAAGGCACCUGAUGCUGGAGCUACUUUAAAACACAAGUUAUGCGCAUCACAACUACUUUUUUUCUUUUUUUUUCCUCUGUGUGCUGCCUGAUUUCAUCUCCCAAAAGGACAAAGUAGUGAUGUUAUGAAAUCCACCCACAGUUCAUGACUGCGACGCGAAGCUCGUUCUCCAGCAUGAACUGACUACACGCUGUCGAUAAUUCCCCAUUUGUUUCUGGACGGGAAGUGACCAUGGGGGCACUGGGGUGCGUAAACGUGACCAACGGGACGAGUGGUGGUGCUCCGUACCCGCUGCAGGUGUCUCUGGUGGUGCUCGUGGUGCUGCUCAUCCUCCUCACGGUGUUCGGUAACGUGUUGGUGGUGAUCGCCGUGUUCACGAGCCGAGCCUUGAAGGCUCCACAGAACCUGUUCCUGGUCUCCUUGGCUUCGGCUGACAUUUUGGUGGCGACGCUGGUCAUGCCGUUCUCACUGGCCAACGAGCUGAUGGGUUACUGGUAUUUCGGGCAGGCGUGGUGCGAGGUGUACCUGGCGCUGGACGUGUUGUUCUGCACCGCCUCCAUCGCGCACCUGUGCGCCAUCAGCCUGGACCGCUAUUGGUCCAUCACGCAAGCUGUGGAGUACAACCUGAAGCGCACGCCGCGCCGCAUCAAGUGCAUCAUCCUCGUCGUGUGGGUCAUCGCCGCCGUCAUCUCCUUCCCGCCACUCAUCACCAUGGAGAAGGAGGGAGAGCAAGAGGUGGGGCGUCCCCUGUGCAAGAUCAACGAGGACAAGUGGUACAUCAUCUCGUCCUGCAUCGGCUCCUUCUUCCUGCCCUGCGUCAUCAUGGUGCUCGUUUACAUCCGCAUCUACCAGAUCGCCAAGAGAAGGACCAGAGGAAGAGGAAGAAAAGAGGAAGAGGAAGAACGGAGGAAGAACAAUGCUAAAAAGGAGGAGAACGGUGACGGACAAUGCCACGAGAAGCUCAACGGCAAGGAGGACGACGACAAGGACAAGGACGACGUCAACGGCGUGGACAUGGAGGAGUCGUCCUCGUCCGACCACAAGGACGACCACAACGCUUGCUCCAACAAGAAGAAGCGAGCCAAAGGCAAGACCAAGCUGAGCCAGAUCAAACCCGGGGACGAGACGGACAAGCGGUCCACGCGACAGAGCGCCAAUCGCGGCCGCUGGAAGGGCCGCCAGAACCGCGAGAAGCGCUUCACCUUCGUCCUGGCCGUCGUCGUUGGCGUCUUCGUCGUCUGCUGGUUUCCUUUCUUCUUCACGUACACUCUGAUGGCGCUCUGCGACUCGUGCUGCGUUCCCACCACGCUCUUCAAGUUCUUCUUCUGGUUCGGCUACUGCAACAGCUCGCUCAACCCCAUCAUCUACACCAUCUUCAACCACGACUUCAGGAGGGCUUUCAAAAAGAUCCUGUGCCGAGGAGAACGCAGGCUCGUGUGAAUCAGACCGAAUUCUGGUGUUUUGCUCUUCUACACCGAUGUGGGGUCAGCGUGUCAUUCUGAACUUUAACCUGUUCUGAUUCCCGCGUGUUUUACAGCCAGUACUGAACACGGUGUGCACGCUUACACCAUCUACACCAUCUACACCAUCACCGACGAUGAUGAGGAAAAAAAGGACAGGCCAAGGACAGGGCAGGAGGGUCGUGUGAAUGGGACGCUGCCGCUUGAGUGUUGGAGCUGACGUUGCUCUUUAACACCAGUGUGGGAUUCACUUCCCUUUUUGAACUUUAACCUACAAUCCAUUAUGACAAGACAAACACGAGGUCACGUCACUGUGAAAAGAGCAACUUCCCACCGUUUUUUUUUUUUUUUUUUUUUACAGCUUGUACAGAACACAGUGGACUGUGAUUUAACGACACAGCAUUAGAUUUAUCUGAUUUAUUGUGCGCUAACCAGCCAGAGGGGAAGUGUGUACAGUACACAGUAAUGCGCGUCGUGCUGUUGAAUUAUCGGCCCGUGAUUUGACACCUGCUUUUGUAUUAUACAUCAAUAGAGUGAUAAGAAGAAAAUGCCCUCCGGUGCUCUGCUCUGUAAAUAUCACAAAUCACACAGUGGGAACCUGCAAGCAAGGCACACACACGCGCACGCUGGUCAUUCUCCAUAGCGCAAACGUGAGGUGUUUUGUGUGUGUUGAUCACAUGGCUUGUGUGUGUGUGUGUGUGUGUGUGUUAAAUGUGCGUAUCAUGGAUGGUGAUGAGGUCUGGGGAACGUCAGAAAAUGUGACAAAAGAUGUGAACAUGAAGUUCCCUUCCUACCAGUUUGAUGUUAUAGACUCAACAAAAAUAUGAAAUAUGAAGAAUAAAAACCAUGUAGAAAGAAAAUCAGAUUUUUUUUUUUUAAUUGAAUUUCGAAUGAAUAGUCCUAGACUUCUCGUCUCGUGUGUGCUGUCGUGUCGGGUUUUGUAACUUCUCAGACAGAGAUUUAGAUUUUUCCCCUGAGCACUGAAACAUAAUCUGUUAUGAAAUUGUUGAUGCUGCUUACCACUACAAAUGAUCCUGUUUUUUUUUUUCCCCGGAGUAACAAUUCACUUAAUAUGAGCCAUUAGGCAAAUUGAUGUUGAGCCGGUCGUACGUGAACCAAACAGCAACUCGUUUCACAGCAACGCAGGCCUCUUCUCUAGGCUUUAUAUUUCUCUAAAGGCUGUAAAGGUGAAUAUAUUCAUGCUUUAACGGUUACUCUGCUGUAACACACUCGGCUCAGCUCGUGUAGUGAUGCACUAAUAAUUACGGCAGUUUGAAGAUAAUCAGGCAGUGAUCGAAGGUUGUAUUUGAAAUGAAACUGAUUAUGAGGUUGAAGUUAAGCAUUAAUGCAUGUUUUUUUUAUAUAUACACCAUGUACUAAUCGCAGUUGCAGUAUUUUGGGGAACAGAAUGAAUUAAGUUAAUUAAUUAACUCAGUCCUUCUCUGGUAAUCAUUCAAAGCUCCUGCUUCUGUAAUUUUGUCGCAGGUAAAUAAAAUGCAGAUAUGAAGAGAACCCACUUUUUGGAAGAGUACGUGGUGCUUGUGUGGCGCUGCACAACUCCUUUACCGCUUUCAUUCAUCUACAGUAAACGCUUUGUCCUGCUCAGAGUCACUGUGGUUUAAAUUACCAACUAAGUUUGUUAGAAAGUAUGGUGGCCAGUACAAACAAAAAUGCAGGAGGAGGCGGGAAUUGUCAGAAUUCCUUUGGGAAUGGAUUGUUUUGGUUGGGAACAGGCAGGAUUGGUCAGGAAUUCCUUCAGGAGUAGAGGAGAGGGUCUUUUUGCUCAGAAUUCCUUCAGGAGAAAGUGGGACUCUAGAAUUCACUUCAAUUUCUUUAAUUUCUACAGCGCUUUUAGCGAUAGACAUCGUCACAAAGCAACCUCAUGGAAAUUCCUUCGGGAGAAAGAGGGAUUGGUCAGAAUUCCUUUAGGAGUGGGCGGGGCUGGUCAAAUGUUUCGCGAGAGCAGGUCAGAAUUCCUUCAAGUGAACGAGAGAGUGGAAUUUAAAAAAAAAAAAAAACACCUCUAAUACAGCCUAGUAACUUUUGCGGCAUGUUUUGGAUCAUUAUCCUGCAAACCGAAGUGACUUUAAGUUUAGAGUUUGUUGGUUGGAUAUUUGGUUUUUAUUACUGUUUAGUUUUCAGACUAAUGUGUAAGCAUCAGUAAAGACCCGCGAUCCAGAUGGACCCGUAGCCCUGACUGCAUCUGACCACGUUUCCCAGAAGAGGAGGUUUGCUUUGGAUUGGGGAUCCUGCUCUAUAUCACACUCUCUUUUACUGUGGAACUCUGUCCAUUAAAAACUCUGCAGAACUCUACAAGUUUUAAUGUAGUUUUUUUAUCACACUGUAAUCUGAUCUGUCUGUUGUUGAGGCUUAGCAGUGGUUUCCAUCUUCUGAUACAUCAUCUUGAAAAUCAUGUCUCACUGACUGGAAACCUCACGGUGGAAGAGGACAAUCUUCAGAACUCUAUACAUUUUAAGCAAACUGUUUUUAAUGCUAAAUGAUUCUGAGAUCAUUUUUUUGUGGUAAUCCUGGAGACAUGUGCAUCCUGGAGAGUGUUCUUCAUCCUGAGUAUUUUUUAUUUUUUUUUUAGCUUCAUGAUGACCUGCUUUACUCAUGUUUUUUUUUGUCCUGCUGAUGAACAACAGUAACAGAACUCAGAUGCCACCUCUAGAAUCUAGGUCUUGUGGUUAGCUGUUGUACACGAACAAACCGCACACUGACGCACAUCUUUUAAAAAAAAAAAAAAAACACCAAGAAAACAAAUGUACAUUUCUUUUUUGGUCUCCUGAAAUAAAGUGAGUGUACUGUACCUGA